GGCAGGUGGGCAUCGCCACUUCCUGACAGGACCCUGCAUGGACGUGGCCCAGUGCAGAGCCCAAGCCAUACUGUCCGUCCCCCUUUCCUGGAGACUCUACUCCAGCUCCCUCCGCUCUCCCAGCCAUGCCAGUCGCAGCCCUCGGGACUCCACAGCCUUCACGAUGACCCCUCUCCCUCGAGGCCCGGUGUCCUCAUUGCUCACCUCAUGCUGGCCAAGGUCCAAUCCAGCCUCAGGGUUGGGAUCCCCAGUCACCUCCAGCCUGCAGCCCCCUCCUGUCUCCUCCAGCCCUGCAAGGUGAGGUCCUAGCAGAGGCUCCAGUUCAGGGAGUUCAUGCUGGGUCCUUCUCCUCUCCUGUGAAGGGCACUUGUCUGCAGCCCUGGGCUGCUGCUGUGGUCCUGCCUGUCUGCUCCACCAUGCUCCACACCACCCGCGUUAGGCCCAAGCAUCACGUAGCUUAACAACUGCCUGCCCAUUUUCCUCACAUGGGGGGCGGGUCUGGGGGAGCCAAAGCUGCCUGAGGCCUCACUCAUGAAGUUGUUGGUUGAGGGUCAACUGGACUGAGAAGGUGCCGUGCUGGAUGCUCAGGGCUGUAUCACUGAUGUUAUGUUCUCCACCAGCUGCCUGGAAUCCGCCCAACCUAUCCUGCCUCCCUGGGAGGCUCAGCCUGUAGAGACAUGCUUACAACUCUUUGAGGAAGAGACCGCGCCUGCUGGCGCACAAUGCCUCCUCCCCCACCCUUACGCGGGCUUGGUCCCCCAGCUGUGCUUGCACUGUAGCCCCAGCAAUCUCCCGCGUGAGGCAUUGGACGACAGGCACCUGGGGCCACCGCUCUACGCGAGCCGCUUCCACUCCUAGCGGUGGUGGCUUGCUGUUUUCUCUCUUCUCACGGUGUCAGCGGAGCUGGUGUUGGCACCAAGGCGUCUACUUGGGGAGAGAGGCAAGCAAGGCAGUAAGCAAGGAAGCAAGCAAGGAAGCACCCCUGAGAAAAAUAAAGAAGUUGUUCCUUCCCAGUCCGCCUCCGAUUCUUUCCCGCGGUCUCGUUGCUGCAGGUGGCAACAAGUGGUGGCCUGUACGGGGAAUUUUGGUAUGGCAGAAACUGAAACUGAAGGCCACCAGCCAUUGGUGCAGGCUUUGGGAGGCACCACCCCCUGACGUCUGAGGCUUGGACUCAUAAAUGGACCAUGGAGCAGCUGGAGGUGAGCAGCAGCAACUCAGGACGGUGCAUCUGCGGAGGACCGAGCACUGGAGCCCGCAGCCAUGGGCUGGGACCUGAAGGUGAAGAUGCUGGGGGGCGAGGAGUUCCUGGUGCCCCUGAGUGACUCCAUGAUGCUGGUGGAACUGAAGCAGAAGAUUUUCCAGAAGAUUGGGGUGCCUGCCUUCCAACAGCACCUGGCCCUGCCCAGUGGCACAGAGCUGCAGGACAGGGUCUCUCUGGUGGGCCAGGGCUUGCGCUCUGGCAGCACAGUCCUACUGAUGGUGCAGAACUGUGACAGCCCCGUGAGCAUCCUGGUGAGGAAUGACAAGGGCCGCAGUAGACCCUACACCGUGCGGCUGACACAGAAGGUGGUGGAGCUCAAGCGCCAGGUGUGCCAGCAGGAGCGCGUCCAGGAGGACAUGUUCUGGCUGAGCUUCGAGGGGAGAUCCAUGGAGGACCAGCAGCUUCUGGGGGAGUAUGGCCUCACUUCCCAGUGCACAGUGUUCAUGAACCUGCGGCUGCGAGGCGGCGGGGCAGGGCCUGGAGGGUGGAGCUGAGACCCCACCAGGAUCAAGUGCUAGGAAUAAAUGAUGACAUAAGGAGUG
Messenger RNA from Sciurus carolinensis (gray squirrel), 1803 nucleotides. RefSeq names its product ISG15 ubiquitin like modifier (gene Isg15). Gene Ontology annotation, cellular component: cytosol. The transcript is spliced from 3 exons. NCBI's taxonomy places the organism in Eukaryota, Metazoa, Chordata, Mammalia, Rodentia, Sciuridae. Gene Ontology annotation, biological process: ubiquitin-dependent protein catabolic process. The record is from RefSeq and is a predicted model, not a curated record. Gene Ontology annotation, molecular function: polyubiquitin modification-dependent protein binding. The coding region runs from base 1261 to 1755 and encodes 164 amino acids.